Protopolystoma xenopodis is the source of this 315-nucleotide messenger RNA. NCBI's taxonomy places the organism in Eukaryota, Metazoa, Platyhelminthes, Monogenea, Polystomatidea, Polystomatidae. The record is from the annotation of a GenBank genome assembly.
GAAUUGAUUCGGCGCACACAAGGUAGAAUUGAUCUAAUGUUAGAGGAUCAUCACCACGAAGCUUGGCAUGCGCCGCCGCUACCGAAACUGAAGCCAUUUUCAGGCACCGGCCAGCUGCUUGGUUGUCCCGUCCCUCGACUUGUUAUUGGCAGCUCCGACAACGCAGCAGAGCCGUCAUCGAUUUCUGAUCCAGUCAUAAGACCAAAGACCCAGGAAGAGAAUGGGGAUUCUGCUCUCCCUACUAGCCCCGUUGAGGUGGAUUCGAGUCAGCCAGUCACACAAUUACAGAUCCGCCUCACUGAUGGCACUAAGUAA